AUGUUCAAGUGUUUGCCGUUUGUGAAGCCUUGCGGAAAGCAGGUCGACCACAUAGACCGCAGGCAUGCGAAGCUUGAACAUGUUCCGGACGAGGUUAUGCGUAAUUUUCGUACCCUCGAAGAGUGUCGUCUGGACGCGAACCAGAUUAAAGAACUGCCCAAGAAUUUCUUCCGACUGGAGCGCAUUCGUUACCUUACCCUGAGUGAUAACGAUAUAACAGAAAUUCCUCCAGGUGUUGGAAAGUUCUCUCAUUUGAUUGAACUGGAUAUAAGUCGCAAUGAAAUUUCGGUUUUACCUACAAGCAUUCGAUUCUGUGACUCGCUACAAAUCGUCGAUAUCAGCAAUAAUCCCUUGCACAGUCUUCCCGCCGGAUUUUGUCAACUUUCCAAGCUUCGCAUUCUGUGCAUGAAUGAUAUUUCGCUUACAGAACUGCCAACUGAUUUCGGAGAACUCCACUUACUUGAGAAGUGUGAACUCCGGGACAAUUGUCUCAAGUCACUACCCGACUCUUUCGCGCAAUUGGUUCGCCUUGAGUUCCUCGACCUGGGUUCGAAUGAAUUCCAAGAGAUGCCUACCGUUCUUGGGCAGUUGGUCAACCUGACCGAACUGUGGAUGGAUGAUAAUGAACUGAAAGCCUUGCCGCCGGAAGUUGGCAACAUGCAGCGAUUGCAGCAACUGGAUUUGUCCGAGAACGCGAUCAACGCUCUUCCGGAUGAGAUAGGUGGUAUGGUAUCGUUGUGCGAUUUGAAUUUGUCGCAAAACAAUCUGAACUGUUUGCCAAACACGUUCGGCCAACUGAAAAAGUUGACUGUACUGAAGUUGAAUCAGAACCAGCUUUUGACACUGACACCUUCGAUUGGCGGGUGUUCCGGUUUACAAGAAUUGUAUCUAACAGAAAACUUUCUCCCCACCAUGCCGACGACUAUUGGCAAUUUGACAUCAAUGUUCUUGUUAAACGUUGACCAGAAUCAGCUUACCGACUUACCAGUGGAGAUUGGCAAGUGCACCUCACUAAACAUUCUGUCACUUCGAGAGAAUUUGCUCCGUCGCAUUCCGAAAGAGAUUGGCAACUGUCUGCGACUACGUGUGUUGGACGUUUCGGGCAACCGACUAGAACGACUCCCUUUGACUUUGGCUCAGUGUCCACUCGCGGCGUUGUGGCUUUCUCCCAACCAAUCACAGCCGGUUAUAACCCUUCAGAGGGAUGUAGAUGAGAUCACACAGGAACAAUUUCUAACCUGCUACCUGCUGCCACAGGAUCAGCUGACGUCCCACAUAGAGCUUGAUCCAACCAUGACUCCAUCCGAAUUGGCCAGCCUAACUGCCCCCCUGGGACCCGCAACUGACUCUACUCGUCCGAUUCCAGAUACGGAAGCCAUCCAGACAGAAACCAACUACGCCUAUGAGCCUGCUCAUUCUAUCCUAUCCGGUCUUUCUCACACACCACUGCGUUGGACUGAUGAUCAACCUGGAGCCCGCCCAGUUAGUGUGAAUUCAUCCACUACCAGUGGUACUCGUAUGCCUUCGGCCCCGGUUAGUCCUACCGGCUUAGAUGGACCAGGAAGCAUCUAUAAACCAUCAACAACUACUCGUUUCUCUCCUUCCCCUCGGAACUCACUCUCUGUACAGUCUGGUGAUAUGGAUCCCAACAACUCCGGCUUCUCUCGUGUUCACUUCUCUACUAACGCAAAACAGGAUGAAUCGAAAGCUCUUGGGAAAGGGUUCCCCAAGACUCGGCAUCCACGAAUUUCCAGGAAGUCCGCGGAUGGAGUGUUGCCCAAUAGAGAAGAAAGACGGUCGAUUGAUUCUGCUACGUACGGCGAACACCAGAUGAGUGACGCGAAUAGUCCCACAGAUUCGGUCCAUAAAGUGGCCUCGCCCAUCAUCAAUGGUCAUAGUCAGGCCAAUGGCCCCCAAACGUCUCGGUUCCCCGGUUUCGACUACUGGAAAAAUGCAGACGGAUCCUACCGAUCCUCUCCGCAUCCCGGACUCGAUGGGGAUUAUCGCGACUCCGCUGUGGAGGAGUCUUCAGAAGAAGAGGCUCGGGGUCCCACACCCCCUAAAUCUCCCCGCGUCGGAUCGAAGGUUGUUGUCGACUCAACUCCUCAUGCAAAACCUAGAAAUAAGGUCUUCAAUGCUCCCAAUGUAGUUGUAUCAGAGGCCUCCCCUGGACUUGUGGAUCACUCGAGGAAGUCCCCCAGAUUACGAGAUUCUUCAAAAGAAUCGCGCCCCUCAAGGUUGGAGACGAAUGAAGUGGCCAGACUGAGCGUACAGGACAAUCUGGAUGAAGAAGCGUAUAGCAGUGGUGGUGAGGAAAUUUGUGUUAUCUCACGACGAGUUGGAUUCACAGAUGAUGUCGAGGACAAUGAGGAGAAGUCGAACCAGAAGUUGAUCCGUCGUGACACACCGCACUACACCAAACGUGCGCGGAUUCAAUCCAAAACCGCUGAUGGGGUGGAUAGCGAAGAGGCCGUACUAAAAAUUCUAGCAAAAUAUCAGGGAUCCACUUCACAACAUCCAGGAGCGUCGGAUACUUUCGUCGACAGAGCCGACGGCACCCUGAGAAUGUUGGCAGCCGCCAUUUCCACCUCAAUCGCUGAUUCAACUGCCCAUGGUAGUGAGCGCGUGUCAACUGCCCUCCCAAGCGCGACAGUUGCAGAUAUCACACGCAGACCACAGCAGCAGAUGGUUGUCGUUAUCCGACGUCAACCCGGUUCCGGCCUGGGUCUCAGCAUCGCCGGUGGAGUCGGGUCUAUUCCCUAUCAGGGCACCGACCAGGGCAUCUUCGUCAGUCGACUCAAUCCGGAUGGAUUGGCGUUUUCAUCCGGUCUUCGGCUGAAUGACAAGAUCCUUGAGGUGAACGGGACUUCUCUGGUCAAUGUGGAACACCAUGUGGCAGUCGGUGCUCUCCGAGCUAACACAGAUGAAUUCCGCAUCGUUAUCUCCCGCGAGGCCACAAACCCUGUCGACGGUGUGCCUCCGUCUUCCAGUAUUUUGUCCGCGAACGUUUUGCCUACACUUUCCUUUCCGUCGGGCACAAAUCGCCUUACCCCCACCGACUCGGCCUUCCAACACAUCAAAUGCACUAUUCAUCGCGAACCAAGUGGCCUGGGAUUUAGCAUUGCGGGAGGUCGUGGAACGCUACCCACUUCAUUAGACCAUGGGCAAAUUACCAUCAGCAAAAUAACUGAGGGCGGUGCCGCAAGCAAGUGCGGCAAUUUGCGGGUCGGGGACCAGUUAAUUAAGGUCAAUGGAAUCGAUGUGAAAGAUGCCAGGCACGAUCAGGUUAUAGCGCUGUUGACCGGCUCGGGUAGUUCUGUCGAUCUAGAGCUUCUGCGUCCUUUGCCCCAAUUCGCAAAACCAACCACACCUUCAACCACCACUGCCGCGAACGGUCAUGUGUGUUCGUUGGGGCAAGAGAGGUCCAGCUAUUUGAGCACGGUGAAUACCUCCCACCCGUCCCCGAAAACAAAGGAAUCCUGGCUUGGUGCGACACCAGGUUUCACUAACAACCCAUUACCUUCUGGUAGUGUAGCGGAACAACAGCCAGUUCGGUUAAGAACAGAAAACGGAUAUGCUGUGGACCAAGUUACUAUCCGAUCGAAUGGUGGACCUCUGGGACUGGCCAUCUACGGUGGAUCAGAUAUUAACUGCUUGCCCUUUGCGGAUAAAGAACCAGGAGUCUUCAUCUCGAAGAUUUCGACGGACGGAGCAGCCCAACAUACGGGACUUCGUGUCGGUGACAGAAUUCUUCGAGUCAACGAUAUCGACCUUCGUCAUGCUACGCAUGAUAAGGCUGUGCGCGCCCUGAUACAAACCACUAAGGAGUUAAAAUUGGAAGUUCGGCGCGAUCCAACUCCGCCAGGUCUUCGGCGCUUAUCAAUCAGCCGGCGUGUAGGGGAACGAUUUGGUUUGCGAAUUGCUGGCGGUGUGCCUCCGGUCACUGAGGAAGACUCGUCUCGUAACGCUCAACUUUCCUCCUCCUUGUCCAACAACGGCAGUAUUUUCGUGACCUGGAUCUCUCCUGACGGUGCGGUCGGUCGCGACGGUCGUUUGAAGCCCGGGGAUCGUCUGCUUGAAGUAAACGGACAUUGGAUGAUGGGAAAUACAUUAGCUGAUGCGUUAGAAGUGUUUCGCAAAGCCGGUCCCACCCUCAAUUUGGUUGUAUGUGAUGGAAGUGUGGAUUUUGUUCUUCCGAGCAAACCCAGUUCACCAACUGAUAACGAUGGUCCCGUUUCCGUAACUGUGCUGGGUCAGCCGGCGGUCGGCGGUCAUUUGGCUGGAUCUACUGUGGAUCACCUUGAUGAAAUGUCUCACGACUUGCAUUCCAUCGCCGCGUACAGUGAUGCAAAGCGCCAAUCGCGCCUAGUCCUGGUGGUCGAUCAUUCGAUCGAUUUCCACCUCAGCAAAACUCAGUCAAUCACUGAUCUGUUUUAAUCGGAUGCCUACACCUAUACAUACACUCAUACACGAAGGAAACUCCUAGUAUGCUCUGUCUCCGUCUCGGACAGCACUGUCGUCGCGUGACUAGCUGCAUCUGAAUCAUCCGAUGCCAACAGUCACCAAAUCAAUGUGCUUUCCUUGCCUUAUGUAGAUUUUGACACCUUACUGCUGUACCUGCCUUCUGUGCGUACAAUAUCAUCUGGGUUCAGCAUCAUCGCUAACCCCUAAUCAUCGGCCUAGCUGUGUACAUAAAUCCCAAUUAACUACGGAUAAUGAGUCUGCCUUUAUUCGACACAUACUGGAUUACUGGAGCUUCCGGCUUUGCCGCCUACCUUGACGUUCCAUCCCCGUCCGCAACACACCGCCAAUUUGUCCCUUCCGAUUUUAUUCCGCGUUAUUGCUCUCGUUUGAUUGAAAGAAGGCUUAUUCCACCCACAUGCGCGCCUUCGAGGCAUCGUCCGUGAGCUAAACUCACGCAUGCAUUGUCAAUUGUAUUGACUUUCAUAAUCUCCUCCCUCUGAAUGAUUCCUCUUGCUUACGUGCUACAAC
Messenger RNA from Opisthorchis viverrini, 4992 nucleotides. RefSeq lists its product as hypothetical. Gene Ontology annotation, molecular function: protein binding. The transcript is spliced from 28 exons. Lineage: Eukaryota; Metazoa; Platyhelminthes; Trematoda; Opisthorchiida; Opisthorchiidae. The record is from RefSeq and is a predicted model, not a curated record. Gene Ontology annotation, biological process: neurotransmitter receptor transport postsynaptic membrane to endosome; neurotransmitter receptor transport, endosome to postsynaptic membrane. Gene Ontology annotation, cellular component: postsynaptic membrane; postsynaptic density; adherens junction. Bases 1 to 4437 code for a protein of 1478 amino acids.